Messenger RNA from Lepisosteus oculatus (spotted gar), 2020 nucleotides. The record is from RefSeq and is a predicted model, not a curated record. Lineage: Eukaryota; Metazoa; Chordata; Actinopteri; Semionotiformes; Lepisosteidae.
UGGGGGUUUUAACGUAGCUUGUGGUAUUCAUGCAUAUCUAUUGGAAUAGUGCUGGGUUAAAAGUGAAAUAUUGCACUGUACUAUCCUGUGUUUAAACGCAUGUACAGCACUCCUCUUUUUUAAAGAGCGACUUAUUUUAUUCUAUGUAUUACCGAAACCGGGUUUCCCGUGAUUGACUGGAGUCCUAGCCACUCAGAGAGUAUUCUACACAGUGAUCGCAUAUCCUGUUACAGCCUGUACUGCUCUCUAGCUACGCGCUGGCCGCCGCAUUGAUGUCACCGAGACCUCUUCAAUGGCUGCGGGGACACGUUGUUUUAUUUGUUGCUAUUUGUCUUUUUUAUUGAAAGCCAAGACCCAGUAGCACGGCUACACAACAGACGGGCACUAGUUCCUGUUCUAUGGAAACCUGUACUGACAUCAGCAUUGCCACGGAGAAGAUAAUGCCUUGCCAUAACCAGCAGCUGAGUAGCACUGCUAACCAAGAGAACGCUGUGAUAAGCAGCACGAAGCAGGUCAGGUUUGCUAGCAGUAACGGCAGCUCCGGCAGUAGCGACUCGCCUGUGUGUAAUACAGAGGCUGAGGAAGUCCCUGACCCCUGUCAGACGGAUAUCAGCGGUGAAGCACUUCGGCAGAUCGGGCCGCAGUUGAAACUUCUACCUCUAAAUGAUCAAAUCCGAGAAUUACAGACCAUCAUUAGGGAUAAGACAACCAGCAGAGGGGAUUUUGUAUUUUGUGCUGAUCGACUGAUCAGGCUAGUAGUGGAAGAAGGACUCAAUCAGCUGCCCUACACUGAGUGCACAGUUACUACCCCAACAGGGCACAAGUAUGACGGGGUCAAGUUUGAAAAGGGCAACUGUGGCGUCAGUAUCAUGAGAAGCGGUGAAGCGAUGGAACAGGGACUGCGAGACUGCUGCAGAUCCAUCCGUAUCGGCAAGAUCCUCAUUCAGAGUGACGAGGAAACCCAAAAAGCCAAAGUUUACUAUGCCAAGUUCCCCCCGGACAUUUACAGGAGGAAGGUCCUGCUCAUGUACCCUAUACUGACAGGUACAGGCAACACAGUGAUUGAGGCUGUCAAAGUACUGAUUGAGCAUGGCCUGCAGCCUAAACACAUCAUACUGCUCAGUCUGUUCUCUACACCUCAUGGUGCAAAGUCAAUCAUCCAGGAGUUUCCAGACAUCACAAUCCUCACCACUGAGGUGCACCCUGUGGCUCCCACGCAUUUUGGACAGAAAUAUUUUGGGACAGAUUAAUAAGUGAUGCCUUCUAGAAAUGCACAUGCCAUUAUAACUCUGUUGACUGUCUGCUUUUCUUUUUUUUUUUUUUUUUUUUUCUUUAAAUUCGUUUUUUUUAACUUGAUUUGGCAUUUCCUUGGAUUUGCUUUUUAUGACUUACCCUCUCAUAUUUACUCUGGAACAACGUUAAGCAUUUCUCAUAAGCACAUUCCAUACAAGUGUUCAGGAAAUGGUGUGCUUUGGUGGACUGCUGCAUACUGUGUGCUCUGAUCUUAUUUAUUUCUUUCGGUAGUCUUAUAUAGUUGAUUGCGACAGAUUAAAAAGUUUAUUUAUAGCUCUCCGCUACUUUACUUCAAUCUCUUAUCAUAACCAAGUUUAAAUAAACAAAGUUUAAAAUCAUGCCAGCCAUGAAGACUAUACUGUCUUUCAAAAGAUAACCUCUGCUGCAUUCUUGGUGUUUCCUUUUGACGGGCUCCUAGAUAAUUUUAUCUUGAUUAAUUGCUAUUAUGUGUUAAUGCAGGCAAAGACAACAGCAGAGCAAGUUUAUAUGUUCUGCUAGGAAACAUGGCUUUAAUAAAACAAAAACAUUUUAUUUGUACAAAGAUAUCCUGGCAUACAAAAUGAAGAGUUGGUACAAAAUAAAGAAUUGAUAGUUGGUAGGAAGAACUAAUUUGAUAAUGAUAAGAGGCAACCUUUAGAAUACGAUUGGGGACACAGCAGUUGUGAGUUCAUUUGUGUGUCAUUUGCUGUUGUAUGGAAUUAAAACUGUAAUGAACACGUUCUAUGUA